CUUCCACACACUCCACUCUUCUCCUCCUUUCUAGGGUUUCAAUCUCUGAAAUCCUCUCCUCUCUCAUCUCCAAAUUCGCAUUCUAGGGCUUUGAUUUCUCCCCAGUAGAACCGAGGAUGUACAUCAAGGAGAUCUGUUUGGAGGGUUUCAAGUCCUACGCCACGAGGACGGUGGUCUCUGGCUUCGAUCCCUUCUUCAACGCCAUCACGGGGCUCAAUGGCUCCGGUAAGUCCAACAUCCUCGAUUCCAUCUGCUUCGUUCUUGGGAUCACCAAUCUCCAGCAGGUUCGCGCUACCAACCUCCAGGAACUUGUUUACAAGCAGGGCCAGGCCGGGAUCACCAAGGCCACUGUCUCCAUUGUCUUUGAUAACUCCGAUCGCAGCCGUAGUCCCCUUGGCUACGAGGACUGCCCUGAAAUCACGGUCACGAGGCAGAUAGUUGUUGGGGGCCGGAAUAAGUACCUUAUAAAUGGGCACCUUGCCCAGCCUUCCCGAGUUCAAACCCUUUUCCACUCUGUGCAACUUAAUGUUAACAAUCCACAUUUUCUCAUAAUGCAAGGACGAAUUACGAAAGUUCUGAAUAUGAAGCCUCCCGAAAUUUUAUCCAUGUUGGAGGAGGCUGCUGGAACAAGGAUGUAUGAGAUGAAAAAGGAAGCUGCUUUGAGGACGCUUGAGAAGAAACAAAGUAAGGUGGAUGAGAUUGAUAAGCUCCUUGACCAAGAAAUUCUUCCAGCUUUAGAGAAGCUUAGGAAAGAGAGGAUGCAAUAUAUGCAGUGGGCCAAUGGCAAUGCAGAAUUAGAUCGCCUCAAAAGGUUCUGUAUUGCUUAUGAAUUUGUUCAGGCGGAGAAAGUCCGAGAAAGUGCUGUUAGUGAGGUGGGUCAGAUCAAGUCAAGAAUUACAGAGCUGGAAGAUUAUGCCGGAAGAUUGAAAGCAGAGGUUCAGGAAACAGAAAAUAAAAUAUCUGCUUUGACUGCUGAGAAAGAAGCAAAAAUGGGUGGUGAUAUGGUGACGUUGUCAGAGAAGGUAGAUGCCCUCUCUCGCUCCCUUGUGAAAGAAACCUCUGUCAUGACUAAUCAAGAGGAGUCUCUGAGGACUGAGGAGGCAUCUGCUCAAAAGAUUUUCAAGAGCAUUGAAGAUGUCAAACGAUCAAUAGGAGAGAGGGAUUCUGCUGUCAGCAAAGUUGAUGAUGGGGCAGCUGGUUUGAAAAAAAGAGUGGAAGAUUUAACUAAGGAUUUGGAUGAAUGUGAGAGAGAAUACCAGGGAGUGCUAGCUGGCAAGAGCAGUAGGAAUGAUGAGAAGUGCCUUGAAGAUCAGCUAAGGGAUGCUAAAGCUGCUGUUGGAGAAACUGAAACAGCAUUAAAACAGUUGCAAACAAAAACCAGCCAUUCUGAGAAGGAGCUGAAAGAGAAAAGAGAGCUGUUGACAUCAAAGUGUGAAGAAGCUGCCUCUGUAGAAAAUGAACUUAGUCUCAGAAAGGAAGAACUGGAAAAUCUUAAAACAACUCUGGCUUCAAUCACUUAUGAGGAAGGUCAGAUGGAAGCUUUGGAAAAGGAACGCAAUAACGAGCUGGGAAUGGUUCAGCAGCUGAAAGAUGAAAUUCGGAUACUUUCUGGACAGCUGGUGAAUGUUCAAUUCACUUACAAGGACCCAGUAGUAAAUUUUGACAGGUCAAAGGUGAAGGGGGUGGUUGCAAAGCUGAUUAAAGUAAAAGACAGUUCUGCAAUGACUGCCUUGGAGGUUGCAGCUGGAGGAAAAUUGUUUAAUGUUGUUGUAGACACAGAAAACACUGGGAAGCAGCUUCUCAAAAAUGGUGAUCUACGACGGCGAGUCACAAUUAUACCUUUGAACAAAAUUCAAUCUUAUACUGUUCCCUUGAAUGUCCAGCAAGCUGCUGCUCGGCUGGUUGGUGAAGGAAAUGCAGAAUUGGCCCUCUUAUUGAUAGGGUAUGAGGAUGAAGUGAAGAAUGCAAUGGCUUAUGUGUUUGGAUCAACAUUUGUCUGCCGAGGUACUGAUGCUGCAAAAGAGGUUGCUUUUACUCGCAAUAUUAGCACACCCAGUGUAACUCUUGAGGGCGAUAUUUUCCAGCCAAGUGGUCUCCUGACUGGUGGCAGCCGGCGUGGUGGGGGUGAAUUGUUAAAGCAGCUUCAUGUCUUAGCUGAGGCAGAAUCAAAGCUUUCCCUCCAUCAGAACAGAUUAACAGAAGUAAAUGACAAGAUUGCUGUGCUUUCACCUCUUCAGAAGAAGUUCAUGCACCUUAAAUCUCAAGUGGAACUUAAGGCCUAUGAUUUUUCCCUCUUUCAGAGAAGAGCGGAACAGAAUGAGCACCAUAAGCUUGCUGAGCUUGUGAAGAAAUUGGAGCGAGAUCUUCAAGAAGCUAAAGCAGGAUCUGAAGAAAAACAAAUUCUGUAUGGAAAAUGUGUCGCUCAAGUUGCACUUCUUGAGAAGGGCAUUAAAGAACAGGGUAGCCUACGUGAAACUAGACUUAAAGAUCUAGAGAAAAAGAUAAAGUCAUUAAAAUCAGAGAUUCAGUCAGCUUCAAAGCAACUCAAGGCUAGUGAAAAUGAAAGGGAGAGGCUUUUGCUGGAAAAAGCAGCAGAUAUUGACGAACUUUCUAAGCUGGAGAAUCAGCUAGCUUCUCUAGAAGGACAAAUUAGUGCUUUGAGAGAAGCACUUAACAAACGAAAAAUGGAGGUUAGUUCUUUGAAGCAGGAAUUUGACAAAGCUGAAGCUGAGUUAAAAAAGAGCCGUGAACAGAUGAAAGAAUGUGACUCACAGAUUAGUUGCAUUGUUAAAGAGCAGCAGAAACUUCAGCAGAAACUCAGUGAUGCAAAUCUUGAGAGGAAGAAGAUGGAAAAUGAGGUGAAACGCAUGGAGAUGGAACAGAAAGAUUGUUCUUUGAAGGUUGAUAAGCUACUUGAAAAACAUGGAUGGAUUGCAACUGAAAAGCAGCUAUUUGGAAAAUCUGGAACUGAUUAUGACUUUUCUAAUUCUGACCCUUAUAAGUCAAAGGAAGAACUUGAUAAGUUGCAAGCUGAACAAUCCAGCCUUGAGAAGAGGGUGAACAAAAAAGUAAUGGCAAUGUUUGAAAAGGCAGAAGAUGAAUAUAAUGACUUGAUUUCCAAGAAAAAUAUCAUAGAGAAUGAUAAAGCGAAAAUAAAAAUGGUGAUUGAAGAGUUAGAUGAAAAGAAGAAGGAAACUCUGAAGGUGACAUGGGUUAAGGUGAACAAAGAUUUUGGAUCCAUCUUUAGCACACUUUUACCUGGCACAAUGGCUAAGCUCGAACCUCCCGAAGGAUCUAGCUUUCUCGAUGGUCUUGAAGUUCGUGUUGCAUUUGGAAGUGUGUGGAAACAAUCUUUAUCAGAGCUAAGUGGGGGACAAAGAUCACUUCUUGCUCUUUCUCUCAUUUUGGCCUUGCUUCUUUUUAAGCCUGCACCACUUUAUAUUCUAGAUGAGGUGGAUGCUGCUUUGGAUCUGAGCCACACACAGAAUAUUGGAAGAAUGAUCAAAUCCCAUUUUCCACAUUCUCAGGAUGAACAAACUGGUUGGGGAGGACAUUUUCAUGUGCUUUAUGGAGAGGAGAUGAAAUGAACAGAAGAUGGUUGAAAUUGUCAACCUCUUAUUGUAGCAUAACAAAUACAUGAAUCCAAGAUUUGUUUCUACUCAUUAUCAAACUACAUUGAAAUGAAAUUUUGCAUAAAAGUUUGUCAUACUCAUGGAUCCUUGAAUUUCUGGCGUUUCAAAGCAUUUCACUUUCACAGGGUUCCACUUUCACUCGAAAAAGGAAUGAUACUUUCAUUGGUGAUAUCAGAUUAAACUAGUACUUCGCUUGGAUACAUUUUGUUUCUGUUCUUAUUUUGUGUCCAUGUACUUUUAAUGACUAAAAAAUUAUGCUUAAUCCUAUAGACUGUGGUUCUAUUUAGUUUGUAAAUAUUCUGGCUAAAGAUGUAGGAUAUCA
Molecule: messenger RNA, 3954 nt
Organism: Dioscorea cayenensis subsp. rotundata (Guinea yam)
Lineage: Eukaryota; Viridiplantae; Streptophyta; Magnoliopsida; Dioscoreales; Dioscoreaceae
Product: structural maintenance of chromosomes protein 2-1-like
Exons: 20
Coding region: 117-3587 (1156 amino acids)
Biological process (GO): chromosome organization
Cellular component (GO): chromosome
Molecular function (GO): ATP hydrolysis activity; ATP binding; protein binding
Source: RefSeq, a predicted model, not a curated record